AUGGGGGACCUCACGGAUCUUCAAAUGCAUGCGAGGAAUGUCCGCGGGACGGCUGCAAGGUUCAUCCAGAAGCUUCUUGCAAAGAAUCCUUACUACAUGGUGGAGUUCAAGCCGGCCCUGGGUUGGGUUUUCCGAGAGUACCUGAAGGAUUAUACGCACUGGGCGUACGGCGAUCUUGAUGUGUUUUUCGGGGACCUGACAAAAGGCUGGUUGGAGCCCAGUGAGAUGCGAGACUACGACAUCAUCACGUACAGCUUCGGGGACCAGCAGCGCGCAUACUUGAGAGGCCAGCUGACGGUGCACAAGAGCAUCCACAAGGUCAACCACAUUUGGCGGGGUUGUCCCCAUUUGUCCAACUACUACAGGCGGAUCGAGAGGACAAUGGAGACGAAGCAGUACAACCUCGAGAGCGCGGAAGGCUGCUACAGCAUGGCCCUCAUGUACUCCAAAGACGUCAAGGCCAAAUAUGCCGUCAAGGUUUUCACCGAUAUGCCAGGCGGUAAACAAGAUGAUCAAGAGGAGGUUGUCAUCACAGGGGAUGGACUUGUGAAGCGCUGCCCGCAACAGCAGGGGAGGAGAGGCGACGUGGUUGAGCCAGAUUUCGGUGGAAAGAUGCAGGUGGAUAAGGGCGAGUACUUUCCGGUGGAGACGGAGGAGCAGGGCUACUUUUGCGAGUACUGGAUAAGCCCCAACUUCCAGACGUGCCUGAAGCUGAAAGAGUCUCUGACCAAGACGAACGUCUUCCUGUUGGAGGGGCGGUACUACGAGCGAGGUGGGGGAGUCUUGCAUCUCUAGAGUCCGGUCAAGUUCGCAAGCACCGUUAGAGCAUCAUGGGAGAACUGCCAUUUUUGCCGCAGUCCACGACGAUGUGCCUGUGUCAGUGGCGUGUGUUUCGGUGUCUACGGCAAAGUGUGUGACAGAGGCUACUGGCAUAUCACUCGUGCAGCAUACCCGGUAAACCGGGGGGUGGGGUUGCGAGUGCUGCGAAGCUAGAGUUUAAUGUCUUCUAGCUCUACCAAGCUUUUUAAGUCGCCCAAAUUCCAUGUGCCGGCCUGGCUGUUUGGAACCUCUUAUUAAUGACCGGCAACCUCCAACCCCCAACCUCGCCGUUCUUGCUCCUUGACCACGGAAAGAACUGCUUCAUCCACUCAUCUGCAAGCUGGUGCUGUGCUGUGUUGAGAGGCAAUGCUUCAUCCACUCAUGUGCAAGCGGGUGCUGUGCUGUGUUGAGAGGCAAUGGAAAGGGAAUACCAACCACAACCGCGUAUGCGUGCAAGAAGUGAACGUGUUGUUGUCGGCGCCGCUUGUACCACUGCCGUCGUAUUAUUUCCUGGGCAGAUUUCGUCAAUUUGUGGCAGGACAAGGUGGAGGACGGCUGCAGCAUGGGUGCUUUCCACCACUUUCAGGAGCUCAAGGGAAACUACAGGGCAUGGAACACCAGACCACCGAUGUCGCCUGUACAUAGGGGGAUGGUGGCGGGGAACGGUGGACUGGUUCCGCUGCCGAACGGAGAUUGGCAUGCCAUAACUUUGGACCCCAACGCUCCUCCUCCGGCGGACCGAGAACGGUUUACAUACCGGUACUGCUUGCAGUGGAGCGUUGAGAAUGAGAGAACGAAGGAGGCGAAGUUUAAAUGCGACAUCGGCCUAACCCCUAGAGACGGGUUGAGAACUCUGCACGACUCUAGGCGGCGAGAGGGGUUGACCGGUGGGGCUGCGGUUACCCUGGGGGGGGUGGGGGGGGUCAGUGAUGUCCCACGGCUUCUACGAAGCUGUCGCGAUUGGGAAGGUCCAAAGAUUAUUGUAUUGAUGUUAAACAACCCACAGCGGGAAAGGGGCAAUGUUCUAGAUUUGAUUCGCGCGGAGGAAAAGGUUGGGGGACUGGACAACGCUUACAUUGUGUUUUUCUUCUCGCCGAGCUCUGGUGGCCAAGAAGUGAAUGGUGGUCACCUGCCGACAAAGGCACUCCUGAACGCCGUGGGCGACUUGUGCCAAACAAGGGGCAGUUUACGGCGAAGGAGCCGGGGAGGGGUUGGGGGAUGCCGGUGCGAGACAUAGCGGCAUGGGUGGCACGAGGACGACGAAGAACGGACUGGCACUGCUACAAUCGGACGCCGUGAGCCCCGUGAUAGUCGUGGACAUGUGGUCAGCGCCUGCGCUGUUUUUACGUCACAUUGAGGAGUUGAGUGGAUCAAGAUGUUUCGACGGCGCCUAUGCGAGGGGACUGUGGGCGGCUGGAUUUUCGUUCGAAGUUCUGCCAGAGGCCGCUGCCUUUAGCGCCAGUCUACCGCCAAGAACUGACCAAUGCCGGCACGGAGUGAUGGUGCAGAUGGGUGCCUAUAGCACGUUCCUUCAGGACGUCCGGCGCGUCUAUUGGAGAGAGUCAGGCAGUUUUUCCGAUAUCUUCCAAAACGGGCAAUCUCAGGCCGAAUAUCGAGCUGAGGCGAGAGCACGAUCGCGUCGCAGGGCGAACUCGCAUCCAUUCCAUCGCCAGAUGCACGAUAAAGAGUCAGGUCAACAGGAAUCGCCCGAACUUCCAUAAAGCGAGCUGGCCUUGCAGAAUGUGUAGUAGCCCGUUGUUAAGGGCGGGGUUCAUUGCUACUAUAGCUGUACUAUUGUCGAGAAGAAUCAAAAUCCCGAAUAUGAUACGUUCAACCCUUGAGCCCCAGGAGGACAUCAAUCGCGUUCCUAUGUGGGGUAGAGUCUUGAAGUUGCCCAUGUAGAGACGGCGAACAGUGUUUGCUCUCCCUGGUGUUGCUUUGUGAUUUGGAAUCAAUCUCUGUCGCCAUCUGGUGAUCUGUCGUUUUCAUGGUGGGCGCCAGCAAUCGUUUGCGCUAUUCAGAAUAUAGAGAAGGUGAUAACGUUGGUCGGUUGUCCUCUUUGGAGAACAGUGCAAUUUUGUUUGUCUUUGUCGGUCGCCCUCGUGCCUUUUUCGCGUGUCGUUUGUGCUGUGAGUGCGUUGUCGUUCGUAUUGUUGUGCCGCUCCACCACAAGCUUAAGCGCGAACUUCACGCGCUUCUAGAAUGUCUUUUGUUUGAAACGUGUGGUGUAGAUAUUGUUAAGUUGUGUGUCGCCCUGCUGAAUCUGAUCGUGCCUUGUGUGCGCAUGAGGGCACCACUGCGUGCGGGAACGUCGCGUCUGUAGUUGUUACCGUUUCUACACUCGCUUAUUAUGGUCUGGCUGUGAGGUCUGGAAGGAUUCUCCAAAGCUGGUAGAUGUUUUUGUUCACACGCACUCUGUUUUGCAGUAUUUUGGGUAUUUUUCCACUUCGAAGUAAAUUAUUAAGGGUCCUUGUUGAGUUGUAGACUUUAAUGUUGUGUGUAGUGGGUUUUUCACAGCGUGUCGAGAACCUUGGUGUGUACUUUUUGCGCGUAAUCGUCGAAAAGAUUUGUUCAAUAUUCAACAUUGGGAGUGCGGUUGCAAGAUGGCAUGUUGUUCCAAACCGCUCGGCCCUACAUGCGGCAUUUGCGGCGUGUCCCAAAGCUAUAGAUGGCACGUACCAGUGCCUGGCGGAGUAGCAUUGGGGGCUCUUGUAUGAACACCA
Messenger RNA from Ectocarpus siliculosus, 3542 nucleotides. The record is from the annotation of a GenBank genome assembly. Lineage: Eukaryota; Phaeophyceae; Ectocarpales; Ectocarpaceae.